AGUAGUUGGGCCCAGUCGCAGUUGAAUGCGGGUCAGUUUAUUUAUGCCUUCGAAAGAAACGUGUGAUUCCAAUUGGAGCACAAUGAAGCCGGCAGUAGACGAGAUGUUUCCCGAAGGAGCCGGGACGUACGUGGACCUUGAAGAGGCAGGAGGCAGUACUGGACUACUAAUGGACUUGGCUGCCAAUGAGAAAGCCGUCCACCCAGACUUCUUCAAUGAUUUUGAAGAUCUAUUUGAUGAUGAUGACAUUCAGUGACAAAGGAUGGUGACCACGGUAUUUACAUGGAUGCAGAAUACAAAAAAAUAUGGACAUGAUUAUGUGCAUCAGAUUUUUCAUACGAUGUCACCAAGUUUCAGCAAUGGCUGUAAAUGCUGUAUUGUGUGCUUUCCUUCAUCUUCAGUUUCUUGUUCUAGAAAACUAAUAAAACAUCUGUUUCACACCAGUUGUUACCAAAUUUUAGAAAUCCUUCCCAUCCCAGUGUUUAAGUUGAUGCCCUACAUGCAUAAUUUUCAUGUCCAGACCAAGACCAUGUCCAACUCUGAGUUGCAGGACCUUGUGAACUUUGAAACACCUGUUGUGCAAGA
Scleropages formosus (Asian bonytongue) is the source of this 585-nucleotide messenger RNA. Its product is annotated as COP9 signalosome complex subunit 9-like. The coding region runs from base 26 to 256 and encodes 76 amino acids. The record is from RefSeq and is a predicted model, not a curated record. NCBI's taxonomy places the organism in Eukaryota, Metazoa, Chordata, Actinopteri, Osteoglossiformes, Osteoglossidae. The transcript is spliced from 3 exons.